GGCAUAACUGGUUGGUUUCAGCGCUUGCUUAUCGUCCUCGCUGCUCUGCGUCGGUGUCGAGAGGACCAACGAUGGCUGCAGCUCUGUCCCGUGCCCUCAAAUUGCCUGGGAAGAAGGGCUCAGAGCUCGGGGAGUACGACCCUCUCACCCAGGCAGACAGUGACGACGAGAGUGAAGAGGAUGACCUCGUGCUCAACUACCCCAGAAACGGCCUGGGCAGGGACGGCUGCCUGGCCCCGGGCUCCUCCAAGACGCGCAACGGGAGGUCGGGAAGGCUCAUCGGCGCCACCGACAGGGCACGGGACGACGACGAGGAGGAAGAAGAAGAAGACGACGACGACCAGUGGACGGCCCAAGUUUCCGGCAAGCCCAGAAGGACUCGGGGCGACCGGAAGGGCGGCCAGUACUGGAGCCGCGGGGAGCUGGGGAACGGGGAGGACCGAGGAGGAGGAGGAGGAGCCGGGCCGUCUGGGGCCGCCGGGCUGGGCUCUCACAUCUCUGAGGCAGAGGAGAAGAGGAGGAGAGCGAAAAAUGUGAUCCGGAGCGCGUUUUUCCUGGUGCCUCUCGUCUGUGUCAUGUUGAUCGUGCUGCUGUGUGCAUUCCUGGUUCCCUGCCAGAAGGCAGAGCUGGAGAAGAAGCUGCAGUGGGAACGAGCGCUGGGAGACGCAGGAGGCGUCACUCCGCCUGCGCUGGCUUUAUGGGACGUUGACGGUGAUUCGGUGGAGGACGUGCUUCUGGGUGUUACUGAAUGGACAAAUGGCACGCAUGCAACACAAAGGAGCAAAGUCUACAGCGCGGUGGCCGUCUGCGCCGUCAGCGGCCGGGUGCUGUGGAGGGAAGUCCUGAACGAGCCGGUCAUGUACCUCCAGUGCGGUCUGCAGCUGAGCACGCAGCCGUCGCCUGUUUGCCUCAUUAUCGGAAAGUCCAACCUCAUGGCGGUCAACGGCGCCACAGGGAGGAAGUUGUGGUCAGUCGCCCUUAGAAACAUUGAAUCCCAGGCUGUGGUGCUUCCUGACCUCCAGGGCGACUCCGUCCCAGAUCUGCUUCUAGCUACUCUACCUGCUGAUGAGAAUCUGGAUUUAUCGCUGACUCUCAUCUCUGGACAGACGGGAAAGAAAAUUGGAGAUCCUGUCCCCUUCAACCUCAGAGGUCAAGGAAAGCUCAUUGGUCCGUUGCUGCACGAGACCCAGCAUGGAGCGUACUACAUCCUGUUUGGACUGGGUAACGUCCAGGCCAUCUCUCUGCAAGACAUCUAUGUUGGUGCGUUGCCCGAAACGCGUUUUGUUUUGAAGAAGGAUUUGCGCUGGGAGAACAUGAAGAACGCCUCUUCCUCCUCCUUUAUCUCCAUUUACAGUGGCUCAGAGCGUGUGGAGUUCCUGCUCCCCCUAGUGGCCGGUUUUGGGAACAACCGCAACAGUCUGGACUCGGUCUCCAGCCUGAACUCGACCAGAAGUGACUGGGUGUUGUUCUAUGGGGCCAGCACGCUGUCCGUGCUCAGACAGCGCGACUUACACAAGCAGUGGACUUUCAGCAACGCUUCGAUUCACAGUGAGCCAGCUUUGGGUCACUUCGACAGCGAUGGAGUUCUGGACCUUUUUGUUCAGCAUUCAGCAAACGGCAUCAUGACGGCGCUGAUCAUYAGCGGGGCGAGCGGGACGCCCCUCUGGAAGGCUGAGUUUGUGUGCCCUCGUCUGGUUUUGGAAGCGUCCGCCAUAUCGACCUCGACCGGCCAAUCGGCCUUCCUGUUCUGGGCCAGCGAGCCAAUCAGAGCACAGAGGAACGUUCCCAGGACGACGAUGGCGCCGGGCGUGGCCGCAGCGGAGCCGCUCAUCAGGAAGCUCUUCCUGCUGCAUCCUGCGCAUCCUGCAGCGCUGCUGCAGCUGAGCAGCACCACGGACACAGCGGUCACAUCUGCGGUGAGCUACCUGGAGUAUCUGAAAGACGCCACYUACAUCACCGUGUCCUCCCGGCCCACGACCGGCUCUGGGACCAGCGCUCAGAUAGUGGAGAGCACCAGCCUCAAAGCCGCCAUCAAGACGGGACAAAUCGUCCAGCUGGGCGAAAACCAGGAAACCGAGGCGGCCGGGAAAGUMACAGUGCACGAGGUGAACGCGUUUUUCAGGCGCCUCUCCUUCAAGCCUCAGUGAUGAAGCUUUGCAUCGUGUGGAGCCACAGAGCCUGAACGUCAUGAGUCGUCAGCACUACUUCUGCACUAAAGGGUCACAAUGCAUUGAAAGCUGUUUACAUUCUGUUAGCUCCAUUAAGAAGUUCWACRUUACUGUGAAUUUUUUUUUUCUGCGUAAAAUGUUUCUUUAUGUUGAUUUAUUUUGUUCUUAUUGCAGAGAUCGCACUAGACUUUUUUGUUCUCCGUCAUUUUGACUGACAGCAUGUUCUAUUUUUAAACGUCAAAUCAUAGUCACAUUAACAUCGGCUAUUUAGCCGCAUUUUUAUGCGGUUUAGUUAAUAUUCACCUAGUURAACYGUGAAUCCAGAUCCCAUCACACAUCAACGCAUCUAACAUUUUCUCCUUGACAAAAACCACCGACUGUGACCCCAAUAACUUAUAAUAAAUUAACCGACUCCACUUAAAUUACCAGCACUUCACCUGCUGGUUUUAAGACCAGCCUCACAAAUUCCUCCUGGUCGCAUCUGCAGAGAAAUCUGCGCUGGUUCAUCGGUCAGUUGGAUCUGUCCGAUUCAAACCGAUCAAUUGAAUUAUUUUUACCAUGUGCGUCCUGGCGUGCGCUUUUACGUGGAUUUUUUUUGUGUGGUUUUGCUUCCCCGAAACCGACAGAUGUUACRUCUGCCGCGCUCCUCCUGAGCACCGUUCUCCUUCUGGUUGCAGGCGGGUAACGUCUUCCAGCUCCAUUUGUUAAAACCGCAGAGUGAGUUAAGUUUAGUUCUUCUCCGCAUUGGUUGUGCAGCACUGCGCUUGUUACGGUCUAAUUAACUUCUGCACCGUUAUUUAUUUCUUCAAGAUAAACUGCCGGCUSCUCUGUUUAGACUAUAAAUGUAUUAACACAACGUUACAUUCUCUUUAGUUUUCUCUGUUCUGUACUGGGGACUUGAAUUAAAAACCAUUUCAACCAAA
Messenger RNA from Poecilia reticulata (guppy), 3091 nucleotides. It is a transcript of the gene fam234b, whose product is annotated as family with sequence similarity 234 member B. The record is from RefSeq and is a predicted model, not a curated record. Lineage: Eukaryota; Metazoa; Chordata; Actinopteri; Cyprinodontiformes; Poeciliidae.